AAUAUGAGUGAUAUUUUAAAUCCGAUGUAUAACCUUUUAAAAAAAAAUGUAAAGUGGAAUUGGGAUGAAAAGUGUAUGAACGCCUUUAUUAAGAUAAAAAAGGUAUUGAGUAGUUCCCCGGUGCUGGCGCAUUACGACCCGAACCUGCCGCUCAUACUGGCGGUCGACAGUAGCCCGUACGGCUUGGGCGCAGUGCUGCUGCAGCGCGGCGCGGACGGCGCCGAGCGGCCGGUGUGCUGCGCGUCCCGCACGCUCGCGCCCGCGGAGCGCAACUAUGCGCAAAUAGAUAAGGAAGCGCUCGCCAUUGUGUUCGGUGUGACGAAACACCACCAGUACCUAUACGGGCGGCAUUUCAUUUUGCGCAGCGAUCACCGCGCUCUGAGUUACAUAUUUGGGAAGAAUCGGGGCAUCCCGUUGACUGCGGCGAGUCGCUUACAGAGAUACGCGGUCAAAUUAUGUGCGUACGAUUUCGAAAUUGAGUUCGUUAGGUCUAUUGAAAACUGCCAGGCCGAUGCGCUCUCUCGACUCCCCUUGAGCUCGACUAGCGGUCGAGUCAAGAGCGAGACUGAAAGAUGUAGCUACCUUAAUUUUAUUCGAGAAAAUUUUCCUGUCAGUUUUAAAGAAAUCAAGACUGAGAUCGCGAAAGAUCCUUUAUUAAGUAGAAUCUACGGCUACGUAAUGUUCGGUUGGCCGACUAAAGUUACAUCUGAAUUGGAAAAACCUUAUUUUAAUAGAAAAGAUAAUUUAUAUAUCGAUCAAGGUUGUUUAAUUUGGGGGUAUAGAAUGAUAAUUCCUAAAAAGUUACGCCAGAUGGUACUAAAAGAGAUACACGACGGACAUCCCGGUAUAGUUAAAAUUAAACAAAUCGCUCGUAACUAUGUGUACUGGGACGGCUUAGACGCCGACAUUGAGCGCGUGUCGGCGCAGUGCACGGCGUGCGUGUCGCAGCGCCCCGCGCCGCCCGCCGCGCCGCUGCACUCGUGGCCCUGGCCCGCCGAGCCGUGGUCGCGUUUGAAUAUCGACUUCUUGGGACCGUUAAAUAACACGUAUUACUUAGUUAUCGUAGAUGCUCAUUCCAAAUGGAUCGAGGUCGAAAAGUUGCAGACCAUAUCCGCAGCAGUCGUCAUAGGUCGUUUGAGGCAACUAUUCGCUAGGUUCGGGCUCCCAAAAAUUAUACAAAGUGACAAUGGCCCGCCGAUGUCGUCAGCGGAGUUCGGUUUGUAUCUUAAACAAAACGGUAUCAAACAUAACCUCAUAGCCCCAUAUCACCCUAGUAGUAACGGGGCCGCUGAAAAUUCGGUACGUACUAUAAAAAGAGUUCUUAAAAAAGCUGUUGUUGAGAAAAUGGAUGACUUAACUGCGCUCAGUAGAUUUCUUUUUACGUAUCGAAAUACGGAGCACAGCACCACGGGGCGAGAGCCCGCCGUGGCUAUGUUCGGUCGGCGGCUGCGCGGCCGCCUCGACCUACUGCGGCCCAACGCGGCCGAGCGUUGCGCGAGGCGCGGCCCGGCGACGCGGUGCUCAUACGGGAUUAUGCUAGAAAUAGUUCUAAAUGGGCGGAGGGUGAAGUACUAG
This is a messenger RNA of Pararge aegeria (speckled wood butterfly), 1575 nucleotides long. RefSeq lists its product as uncharacterized. The record is from RefSeq and is a predicted model, not a curated record. The transcript is spliced from 2 exons. NCBI's taxonomy places the organism in Eukaryota, Metazoa, Arthropoda, Insecta, Lepidoptera, Nymphalidae. Bases 4 to 1575 code for a protein of 523 amino acids. Gene Ontology annotation, molecular function: nucleic acid binding. Gene Ontology annotation, biological process: DNA integration.